AUGCCCAUAAAAGAGAUCAGGCUAAAGAUAAACGUGGAAGGGAUAGUGCAGGCCUGCCAGCACUUUAGCAGCAAAGACUCAAAGGUGCACACCAUAAACCAUACCUACAUCGACUAUUCAGUCGUGCUAGAGGACAUACUCUGCAGGAAUCUAGAAAUAGAAAGCGGUUUACUCACUGGCGAAGAAAAGAAGGCUGUCUUGGACAUAAUUAAGAACGAUAUGCACCAGCACUUUAUAUACAAUGAGUGCAUGGUGCACAUCAUACGCAACUUGUAUUUUUCCCUGGUCAAUAAAGAGAGCAGAUACAUUAGAAACUCGUCUGUCCAUCUGAUUAAUGAAGUUAUAAAGCCAAACACGCUUAUAUACAAGCCAGAGCACGGAAUACACAGAAAGCACGACAAGAACAAAGAGCCCGAGAAGAUAGACCCAUAUGACGCCAGUGCUGAUCUGAGCCCUAGGGUAUACACCCUAGAGGUUGGCGACACACAGAACCCUUUGGGCCUGGAGAGCAUGCUCCAGUCUGCCUCAGAGAGCCUAUACAGAGACAUCUUCUGCUAUGUGCCUAGCUUAGUGUACUUGCUGGGCAUGCAUGCUUUGGAGAACUACACACACACACGAGAACGCUACACCCUUGACGAGCUGUACACCCUCACUCAUAAAGAGACUGGUGCAUCCCUAGUAGACUACGGGCUCAGACUCAUCCACGACAAAUACUAUGAAAUUUCCGACCUAAUCUGGCUAACCACCGCGGUGAAAUCUAUUUCCAAUGACCCGCAGGUUGUAGCCGAGCAAAUUAAUGAGGUUCUUGGCCCUGAAGACCUAAAGAUCGUCUUUUCCAUUGGCGCAUAUCUAAAAGAAAUUGCAUACGAGAAAAGAGUGCUCAACUGCAUGGUUAGAGCGGUGGAGUACAUGGCGAGAAACACCAGCCUCUUGAAAGGAAGAGAUGGCUCAAACACGCUGAUCGUGACCACUGAUCUGGAAGAUUUUGUCAAAGACUACAUAACUUCCAGCGGAGGAAUAAAAAAACUAGUCGCUAAAAAAAAGGCUGCGCUAGAAGAAGAAAUAAAAAGGAAGUACAGGUCUCGCUUCACAGAAAGCAGGAAAUGCGAAGAGCUAGAAGCAAGUUUGCAAGAGCCAACCGACGAAAACAGCCCCGAUGUUCAGACCUACAGCCGAAUAAGAGAGGAAAAGAGCAGAGAGAUAGAAAGCUUGCAAUGCUCCAUCAACGGCAUAACAAAUGAUAUAUACCUGCUAGAGUGCGAUGCACAGAAAGAAGACUUGGAGUCUGAAAGCAUUCUUGAAUUUCUGUACAGAUUGGAGUUCUAUCCUGGCAUCCUAAGCCUGGCCCAGCGCGAAUACAUCCUCAGAAAAAUAGAAGAGCAUGGAGAAGGACAUGGCAUAAAAGUGGUGAAAGCAAGAAAACUCUUCUCAGUGAAACUCACACACUCAAACAUCAUUAAGAUGCUCAUAGCUGGCGCUGUUCUCGUAGUAGUAUCAGGAUUGUUGGCUGGCUUUGCAAAGAAUAGAAUGAAAGUUGCUGAUGGUGGCUAUUGGCUUGUACAAAGUAUCAUGGUAUAA
Molecule: messenger RNA, 1578 nt
Organism: Nematocida minor
Lineage: Eukaryota; Fungi; Microsporidia
Exons: 1
Coding region: 1-1578 (525 amino acids)
Source: RefSeq, a predicted model, not a curated record